AAAGGGAGUCCGUGUGCGUAGAUUUGAAACCCCGUACUGACUCCUCUUAGCUCGGAUAUGUACAAUAUUCGUCAUUUGAACAUAAAAUACCGAGGUGUAAAUACGCAUAAAAUCGCUCGGUAAGAAUACACGAAAUUUCAUAUUUUUUUUUUUUCACUAGUCAUUGUCAUCUCAUCUGUGCUACGAUGUCACAACAGUUUUGUUUAAAAUGGAACAACCACACGACAAAUAUGCUACAGGUUUUCGAAAACCUGCUUUCAACAGAAGCUCUUGUGGACGUUACAUUAGCCUGUGAUGGGCUUAGCCUAAAGGCACAUAAAAUGGUGCUCUCAGCUUGCAGUCCAUUCUUCCAGAGUCUAUUUUUAGAAAAUCCCUGCAAGCAUCCUAUUGUGAUAAUGAAAGACAUGAGGUAUAGUGACCUCAAAGCCAUAAUCGAUUUUAUGUACAGAGGAGAAGUUAAUGUUUCACAUGAUCAACUAUCCGCACUUCUAAAAACCGCCGAGACGCUCAAAGUAAAAGGUUUGGCGGAAGUAACGGGGGAAAAUCGCCAAGCGUCUGGGAUAGUGCAACAAGAAAUAACACAACAGUCUGUGUCAACGCCUACGCCUAUAACUCCCUCAGCUCAAAGGACAGAUACACCGCCAUUGCAAGGUAAAAGAAAAAGAGGGAGACCUCGGAAACGGUCUUUAAGUGACUCUAAUCGGAGUGAUGAUGAGGGAGUUGCAGCGAAAAUCAAAGAACCAGACUCUCCAGAAAUUGAAGAACUCUCUGGUGAUGCAUCAAUGGAGGCCACAAGUGAUAUUCGUUCGGGUGGCGGUCCAGUUUCAUCUAACUCACAAUCUCAGGUGCCCAUUCAUUCAUCGAACAGUGUAAAUACAUUUUCAAAAUCCCAUCUGUCCAUCUCUCAAGAGCCUCAGGUUGAAGAACAAGCAUCUGGUGAUGAAAAUGAGUUCGAAGUAGAACCGUCUAAGUUAUUAGAACAAACAUUAACUACAGACAAUGUUCCUUCCAAUAGUCAAAAUAGCACGGGGCCCAUCACUCUUCCAUCUGUAAGUGGCUUAGAAAUAUCAAGGAGGUCUAUGAGUAGCACAGAUAGUGUUAGCCAAGCAUUAGUUCCUGCAUCUAUACCAUCUGAUUCAUUAGGUUCCAAUCUUCAGGGGCCAGACAGUCCACAAGACAUAAAGCCUCAAAUACUCUCAUUUGAUGACCCUCCUAUUUCACCUGUUCCUGGCCCCUCUCAUGGCUCAGAAAGGUCCAUGAUGAUGUACAUGGACCAGUCGGGCGUAGCAUCCAUACCUGGACCAAGUAAUUACCAGGACAAUAGUGCCCUUGUGCCACAUGAUUCACAACCACAAGGUCGAAAGACUUUGUGGUGGAAUCAGCAUGCCAGAUAUAAAAAAAUGCAAGCUGAUGCACUCAGGCAAUUCAAAAGUUCUCGGCAAAUUGGCAUUUUUAGAGGUAGUCCUAAGCAAGCUGUUUGUCCAUUUUGCUUCAAGAUCUUCUAUGACAAAAGUACAAUGAAUAGACAUGUAUCUAAAAGAGUUUGUUUAGGGCUUCAGUUUCAAACUGCUGAUGUGAUGGAAGAUAUUUCCUGUGUUCCCGUUCUUCCAGUUAUUACUUCAGUGCACUCAAGCCCUUUGUCAAAUGUUGCAAAAGAACGUUCUCAGAAAAAUGAUAAUGAAAAUCAAAACAUGCUGGAGGAAAACACUACAAAAUCUGAGAGAAUUCCGUGCCCUUAUUGCAAGAAGCUCAUGAAAGGUGAAAGAGGAGUUAGAAAACAUAUUGACUUUUAUGGUUGUCCAAUGGCUGUAAGUGCAAAAACUAUAGAAAGCAACGAUAUUGAGUGAUAAAUUUCUUGAAAAUUUAAUGGCUAUGCAAAAACUAUAGAAAACAACGAUAUUGAGUGAGAAUUUUCUUGAAAAUUUAUCAUGAAUUGUUUAAAAAAUUUUAAUAUGAGAUGAUAAUGAAUUGUGAGAUGGAGCUACUGACGUGUUUUUAUAGUCCCAGUAACACGGCAACAGUUUUAAACUUAGUGAUAUUUGUAUUGUUUGUUUUAUUUUAAAUUAUCUAGUCUUGAGUAAUAUCAAGGUUUCUUUAGUUUUAUUAUUAGUGUAGUUUAAUAUAAUUGAUUGUUUGAUUUUUGUUACUCAAAUAUUGGCAGAUAAAAAUGUUAUAUUUAUGGUGGCUAUAAUGUUUAGUGGUAGGUAGCUCCAUCCAAGAUAUGUAAAUAGUUGUAUUAUGUGAAUAAAGUAAUUUAAAAGUA
This is a messenger RNA of Stegodyphus dumicola, 2263 nucleotides long. RefSeq lists its product as uncharacterized. Gene Ontology annotation, biological process: regulation of transcription by RNA polymerase II. Gene Ontology annotation, molecular function: DNA binding; protein binding. The record is from RefSeq and is a predicted model, not a curated record. NCBI's taxonomy places the organism in Eukaryota, Metazoa, Arthropoda, Arachnida, Araneae, Eresidae. Gene Ontology annotation, cellular component: nucleus.